Molecule: messenger RNA, 836 nt
Organism: Ectocarpus sp. CCAP 1310/34
Lineage: Eukaryota; Phaeophyceae; Ectocarpales; Ectocarpaceae
Source: the annotation of a GenBank genome assembly
GGACAGAGACCACGAAAGAUAUGGACUUCGAUGAUGAGGACUCACAGGAGUACAGAGACGUGCAGAGCACCCUUCCGGACGGAUACACCAUUCGCAAGGUCGCCAUCGACAGGAAAACCGCGCGCAAGUACCGUCUCACAAUAGCCGUUACCUCUGCUGGUGAUGCGGACCGGCUGAAGUGGCGCAGCCGAUGGAUCACAAAGGGGAAACCGCGUGCGCGGCUGGCUUCUGCCGAGCGUGAGUGCAUCGAUGAGCUGUCGCUCUUGACAUGGUUGGACCUUCAGGCAAUGAGCGCUACUGCUGAGGGUGUGCCAAGCGCACCUACGCGCGACGGCAUGCUGCGAGAUGCAGCCCCAGAACCUGGUUCUCUCAAAGAACCUGGCGUUGGAGGCACACGGAAGAGGCCGCGCAACGCAUGUUGGGGUGGCACCAGAGAGGGCGCUGGACGAAUGAAGGGGAGCGUCGGCAAGAGGGCCACACGGGAGCGAGCUAUUGCCUUGCGGCAGCAACUCACGCAGGCCAUCCCCGACGCUUUUGAACUCUCCUGUUGGCAGCUGGAGGAAGCCUUGGCAGUGUGGAAGGAGAUCGAGCCUGAGCUUGUCGACAAGGCCAGGAAGAAAUUCCUGAACAAGGGGUACAGCCAAUCGCAGGCGCUGAAAAAGAUGAAGCGCGCUCGAGAUGCGGAAGCGAGGGUGGUGAUGAGGGAUGUGGUGGCCCACGAUUUUCGUGAAGAGCAGCUGAAGUACUUUGCGAAGGUCAGGAGGGACGCUGCGGUGGUCAUCAGCGCAUCAGCAGUCGAGGAGGAGGAUGAUGUGAGUUUUCAUAAAUGCAAUUAA